Messenger RNA from Cladophialophora psammophila CBS 110553, 1068 nucleotides. Its product is annotated as GTP cyclohydrolase I. Gene Ontology annotation, molecular function: GTP cyclohydrolase I activity; zinc ion binding; GTP binding. The record is from RefSeq and is a predicted model, not a curated record. The coding region runs from base 1 to 1068 and encodes 355 amino acids. Gene Ontology annotation, biological process: tetrahydrofolate biosynthetic process; tetrahydrobiopterin biosynthetic process. The transcript has a single exon. Lineage: Eukaryota; Fungi; Ascomycota; Eurotiomycetes; Chaetothyriales; Herpotrichiellaceae. Gene Ontology annotation, cellular component: cytoplasm.
AUGAGUCAAGGUAACCCUCCUCCAAAACUCCCCUCUCCAGACCACAACAACAGUAUCUCUCCUCCUAGUACCUUACACCCCAAACCUCGCUCUGCGGUGCCUUCGUACCUGUUGAACGGCUCUUCUCCUCUGCACCGCUCUCAAACUACAACAACCCGAGCGCAGGAACGAGAGAACUUGGCUUCUUCGAUAAAGGCUACCUACGGCCGACGGAAGACAAUAGAUCUCACGGCCGAAAGCGCGACCGCCUCGCAAGCUACCAUGCAAAGCGGGACAUCAUGGCUGGGCCUAGAUCAUGCGCAAAAAGACCCCGAAUCCAAACGUCUGCCACAACUCCACACCCCAGCCCGAGAUGAGAGAGAUGAAGCACCACCCACGCCUCCUGCCUCUACCGUCUCACGCCCUGCAAGCCCAUAUACACUAAACCCGCCCAUCGACUUCGACGGCCUCUCCUGGCCCUGCAUCGGGACUCGCGAACGCCUCGAACAAACUCCUGAACAAGCACAAGCUCGUCUAGACAAACUUGCCGGUGCAGUCAGGACGAUAUUCGAAUGUAUAGGCGAAGACCCUGAUCGUGAGGGGUUGCGAGAUACUCCAGAGAGAUAUGCGAAGGCGUUGAUGUAUUUCACCAAGGGCUACGAGGAGAAUGUUCGAGAUUUGGUCAAUGGGGCAGUCUUUCAUGAAGAUCACGAUGAAUUGGUUAUUGUGAAGGACAUUGAAGUGUUCAGCUUAUGUGAGCAUCACAUGGUGCCGUUUAUUGGGAAAAUGCACAUUGGUUAUAUUCCUAACCGGCGCGUGCUCGGACUGUCCAAGCUGGCCAGGUUGGCGGAGAUGUUCUCGCGCAGAUUGCAAGUUCAAGAACGGUUGACGAAACAGGUUGCACUGGCGAUUGCCGAGGUGUUGAAACCACAGGGCGUCGCGGUUGUGAUGGAGAGCAGCCAUCUCUGCAUGGUGAUGAGAGGUGUGCAGAAGACGAGUAGCUCGACAACGACGAGUUGCAUGCUGGGCGCUAUGAGGAGCAGUGCCAAAACGAGAGAGGAGUUCUUGAGCCUGUUGAAUCGGAGGUGA